Molecule: messenger RNA, 1928 nt
Organism: Xenopus tropicalis (tropical clawed frog)
Lineage: Eukaryota; Metazoa; Chordata; Amphibia; Anura; Pipidae
Gene: dmrtb1
Product: DMRT like family B with proline rich C-terminal 1
Exons: 4
Coding region: 228-977 (249 amino acids)
Biological process (GO): regulation of DNA-templated transcription; system development
Cellular component (GO): nucleus
Molecular function (GO): sequence-specific DNA binding; DNA binding
Source: RefSeq, a predicted model, not a curated record
UUUUUCUACAGCAAUUGGCUUCUGUAGCCUUUGGCUGAAGGUGAGCGAAGGGACAGAUGACUCCCAGCUCUAGGCGGCAGGUUAUUAAUGUGGCACGAUGUGGGACACCCCGCCACUUGCUGGACACACCCAAUCCGUUAGCGUCCACUAAACUCCUGAUAUCCACUUGAUCUUGAACUUGCUAUUGUUUGUGACUGCGUUCCGUUUGCUCGGGUAUAUUGGCCAUCAUGGCAGAUGCUUCAGCCGAGCCAGCCUCUUUGGUACCACCCAAGGUAGCCAGAACCCCCAAAUGUUCUAGGUGCCGAAAUCACGGCCUAUUGGUACCGGUUCGGGGUCACUCUGGGCGCUGCGCUCGGAAGUUUUGCACUUGCCCAAAAUGCUCAUUGAUCAGUGAAAGGGCCAAGAUCCUGGCAGCUCACAAACAACUGCGCAAAUCGGCUCCGCAGGCAGAAUCAGCCGCCCCAGAGGGAGGUGAAGGGGGCAACAGUAAGGCAGCUACAGGGGCAGGAAGCCAUAAAGAGAUAGGCCAGGCGGUCGUGAAAUAUUCUGAUAUUGGUCCCCCACCACAUCACCUUGAGUGCAUGCCUAACAUGGAGUACUUUGAAAGGGAGACCAGCAGGAUUUAUCCAGCAUAUCCACCAAUGUGUACCUAUCCACCAUUUUCUAUGGGGUUAAAGGUUGCUCCACCUGGGUAUGGGGGAGCCAUUCCACCAAUGGGCAUUCCAUUCCCAGGCAUUCGACAGUGCCACCCAAUUCCAGAUGCAAGAAGAGAUUUCCAACAUGGGUAUUUCCCUUCUGUACCUCAGUUUAUGCCACCUGGCUUCCUUCAUGGAACUCAGUACCAUCCUGUGCCUAUGAGUGCUGUUGGAAUGGCAGAGUUUAGCAGAGAAGUGUCAGGCAUGAGCACUGUUAACAGCCAGAGCUUCAUGAUGAUUCCAGAGAAAAGUCAGGGAGAGAACAAAGAGCCAAGCAUCUAGGAUGUUGUAUGUCUAAGCUGAAACUAAAAGUGCAGGCUUAACCUUUUUAGUGACAGCAAAUAUAAAAUCUAUAUCUAUAUUCCUAUAUAAAAGGGCCAUUGUUCUGGUGCUGUAGCUUUUAAACUUGUUUACUGGCAACAUGCGGCAGCAAAAUCAGAGGACCCUGGCACUUAGAGAGUUGAACCUUGCUUGGGUCUUAGAAUGUCUAUAAAAGUGUAUUUUAACAUAAUAUAAGUGUUUUCAGACUGUGAUAUUGUUGUAUGCAGUGCCAAUUAGUUGAACAGGCAUGAAUUUUAUUCAGAGUUCUAACUUACUAGAUUUCUUUUUAGCUGACCAUACUUUGUGGGGCAUAUUUACCAGAUAAUUCACAAUAAAUUUAACAAGGGAGGGUUUUAAUGUUGUGUAGAAGUUAAUUGAGUUGUUAAGUUUUAUUUUGAGAAAUAUUGCACAGAAUAAUCUCUAAGUAAACGUAUUUUCCUCUUGUGUAUUAACUGUUUACUAUCUAUACCAACAUAUUUUAUUAUUUAAAACUUAGAUGAGCUGUGUGUUUUAUCUAAUACAGAAAUGCAAUAUUUAUUGAAUGUAAAAAGAAACUUAAUGAAUUCCUACUCCCUGUGGUAACUGUAUUACACCAAGAUGAUCUGUAGGGAGCACUAGUGCACAGACAGCAAGUCUUGCAUACAUAAUGGGGAAAAGCAUCAAAAGUUGAAAUAGUACUUUUCAUCUGUUAAAUUAGAAAGUACUGAAAUGUUAAUCAACUUUUAGAUUAAUAUGUUUUAUUUUUAAAUAAGAUUGUGCUGUUUUGAAUGGAUGUGUUCUCACACCAAUUUUAUUUGAUUCCUUCUUCACACAUAUAUCAGAUUCUGGUUCAGAAAGUAAUGUAUUUUGCUGUUCUUUUGGAUAACAUUUCUUUUUAUCUGUUUUGCCAACAAUAAAAGUUGCUAAAAAAAA